Gongylonema pulchrum is the source of this 732-nucleotide messenger RNA. The record is from the annotation of a GenBank genome assembly. Lineage: Eukaryota; Metazoa; Nematoda; Chromadorea; Rhabditida; Gongylonematidae.
AUGAAGGAAGGGUUAGUUUGCCAAGAGUCUUGCAAGGAUGCCAUAAAGGACGACAGCGAUGGCGACGAUGGUCCAAUGUUAUUCUGUUUGUUCGGAGAUCCCAAAAAUGUAGAGUUUUUAAAGCCAGAGAAGAAUACGCACCAGAGUGUUGAAAUGGACAGUAGUGAUGAUGAUUGUCAGAUUGUUUAUGAGGGUCCAAAGACUGGCAAAAUUGCAAUGGUGACAGCCAAGGCAUCUGGUCAUAAAGAAGAUGAAACAGACUAUUCACAGGUGCUCACGAAAGUUGCGCCUUUAUCAGCGCGUCCUUCUUAUCGUGUGCCCAAUCGCAUUUUUUGCGACGAGAUAAACGUUAAGCGCCAUGAUAAAAGCUCGCAGACUGAUAAGGAAUUGACUAAAAAGCAUAAGAAAAGGCGGCAACAUCAUCAGAACGCUGUUGCUGAAAAUAGACCGGCUUCUAAUGAACUUCGUGUGACGUUUUCGCAUCCGAUCAUGCACCCAUCGGAUGUCAGAUCGCUUAUAGCACAGCGUAAACAAGACCACCUCAUCGCUUUCAGUGAAUUUGAGCAAGAAAUUUGGGAAUAUUACAUUGAAAAUUUGCAGUUUCACAUCGGAUGUUUUGAUGAAUUUAUGCUGGCAUUUGAUGAGCCGUUGCCGCACCUUAAUCAAAAACUGCGAAUUCAUCGAUGCAACGGUAUGCUUUUUGCGAUCUGCUUUUUCUUGCAUUAUACCUAG